GUACAAUCAUUGAGAUGCGCCCCUCUUAUUGCUAUCAGGGUAGGAACUAAUAACUCGACAAGGAUGGGAUUCUUCGAUAUCCGACUAUUUCUUUAUCUAGCUCUGCUGUUGUUGACAGGAACUCAUGGAGAAGAGGACAAGAACCGGGAAGGAGAAGAUUUCAGUAACAGUACUGGAUACACAACAAGUGGAUAUUCUGGAACUACAACCUCAGACAGACUGGGCGUGAUCACGAGUCCUGGUUACCCUGGCAACUAUCCUAACAACUACCACUUCCGGUAUGAUAUAUAUCUAGGCAAAGAGAAAAGUGAUGUAGAAAUCAACUUUAAAAUCUUUGACUUGGAGUACUGCAGCAACUGUAAUUGUGACUAUAUUCAAAUUGAGAAUUACAAGCUAGCCAAACCAUUGAAGUAUUGCGGGGCUGCGCUUCCUAAUGGAAAUGGACAGGUAUUCUUGGACAAUUUGGACGACUAUGUGUGGAUAACUUUCCACUCAAAUUCUGACCAACGACGACCUGGGUUUUACGCGACCUAUGAGGUCACCCGGAAAGCAGGCAAUGACUCGUUCCUGGCCGGAGGGUCAGUCUGCCCUCCUUUAAUCUGUCCAUAUUGUAACGUGGGACAAACUCCGGAAUACGACUACACGAGUGUGUGUCCCUACUGUUACUGUAGAGGUUACCAGGAAAACACUUCUCCUAACUACCACCAAACUACCUUGUGUCCACCUGUCGUCUGCCCUGCAUGUCCCCAUGGCUUCCAUCAAUAUAUGGAUUACACCUAUCUGUGCACUCACUGCUACUGCGUUCACGAUCAAGGUGUUAAUACAACCGACAGUUCCAAUUAUGGGUACAAUUCAACCAGUUAUCGCCCUUGGCGACCACGCAGCACAACUGGAUAUUAUCCAUGGCGACCACAUAGCAACACGACCCAUUACUGGGGAACGACCGUUUCUACGUUUGACCAGGGAUGUGGGGUGGGAUACUUCUACAGUUCCACUGGAAUGAUCAAGUCUCCCGGGGCACCUAGACACUCGUAUCCUAACAACGCCAACUGCCAAUACAACAUCGACCUGGGCGGAGUCUUAGGCACUCGUAAAACGGUGGCUCUGAGCUUCAAUUUCUUCGAAUUGGAACACUGUAGCAAUUGUCAAUGUGAUGCUCUUAUAAUCAGCUCUGAUGAGACCAGUGGAGUGCGCAUGUGUGAUAACAAGGUCAACACUUCCCGGACAUAUUAUGUUCAUACAUCAAGCGACAUUUUGGAGCUGCGCUUUACAACGGAUGGCUCAGUUGUCAUGCCCGGAUUUUCCGUGAACUACGAGGUGCUGAGUUCAGAGGUCAAUGACACGUGUGGUAGUGAUCACUGCUCCGCCUGCAAUGGGCAAAUGACGUAUGACUAUUUCGGCUGCUGUUUUUGUUCAAGCGAAACAUAUAACAAUUCCACGUCAGGCUAUUACAUGACGUCACCAAGCUCUUUCUCUCCGAGCCUACUGCUUCAAGUGUUGACCAAUAUAGAACACGACGCACAAACCCUGGAACAGUACGCUCGAAACUUGGAGAACGAAGCCAAUUACGCCAAGAGCCUGGUCGCCCAGAAUUUCGGCUGAUGGACCGAUAAACUUGACAUCCUUCACGAUUGUUAUUCUGAUUAAUAUAUAGUGUAAAAUGAGUUAAUUAAAUGGUCUAAAUACUGGUUAAUUGUAGACGUUGACCUCUUUUUUCUAUGUAAAUGUAUUGUGAAUUGAUAAUGACAUUAAUGAUCCAUCUCAGCCAUUGUUUCACGAACAGAAGACAACAAUCAAACCGUUAUUGUCUAAAUACCAUGCUGUUUAUUGUGGCCACCCCUAAAUAUCAAUGAUAUACCAGAAUUGCAGGCGCUCAAUCAAAAACAGAUAGAUCAAUCGAAUAAUAUGAAAUGAUUCUGAAAAGUUUAUCACUGUAAAACUGUGCUUCAAGCAUAAUUAGAUGAACAUAUGUGAUACUUAUAAAUAAAACAUUGCAUAUUCAACUAUGUUUUCAAAGAUAAAUUUUAGUAGUUUCACAUGUGUAAAUUUUUAGAUGUUUAUAUUAAUGUGAUCAAUACUUCUGGUUCAAAUUAAUAACUAUUAAAUGCCUUGCAGUGUGAA
Molecule: messenger RNA, 2121 nt
Organism: Pecten maximus
Lineage: Eukaryota; Metazoa; Mollusca; Bivalvia; Pectinida; Pectinidae
Product: CUB and sushi domain-containing protein 1-like
Exons: 11
Coding region: 64-1602 (512 amino acids)
Molecular function (GO): serine-type endopeptidase activity
Source: RefSeq, a predicted model, not a curated record